AUGGCGUCUCCGGCUAUCAAGAAAGCAAUCUCAGACGCGGCCCUUCAGUACACAAAGCCUGAGGGAAAGGUCUUCCAGUAUGGCACGGCAGGGUUUCGCAUGAAAGCUGAUCUCCUCAACACCGUUGUUUUUGCUGUAGGCUUGCUUGCGGGUCUGCGAUCGAAGAAGCUCAGCGGACAAUGGAUUGGUGUUAUGGUUACUGCAAGCCACAACCCCGCGGAGGACAAUGGCGUCAAGCUGAUUGACCCGAUGGGUGAGAUGCUCGAAGCCGAGUGGGAGGCGUAUGCGACAAAGCUCGCAAAUGCUCCCUUGGACAAGAUCGCCGAUGUCCACGAUGAACUGGUGAAGGAAAUCGAUGUCAAGAUGACCAACCCAGCCCGUGUGGUCUUCGCUCGCGACACCCGUGCUUCCGGAUCUCGUCUCGUCGGCGUCCUGAGUGCUGCCCUCACGGCAACCGAGGUCGAGUUUAUUGACUGGAAGUUCAUGACCACCCCUCAGCUGCACUACGUCGUGCGCUGCAAGAACACCCUCGGAACACAGUACGAAUAUGGCGAACCAACCGAGCAAGGGUAUUAUGAGAAGCUCGCAUCAUCCUUCAAGAAGGUCAUGCGGGGUGUCAAGGUGCAGGGCUCCUUAACUGUUGACUGCGCCAACGGUGUUGGCGGGCCCAAGCUGAGGGAUCUCCUGAAGUUCCUGGAUUCGGGACUCGACAUCAAGGUGGUCAACGACGACGUGAUCAACCCUGACAGCUUAAACUUCGAGUGUGGUGCCGACUACGUCAAGACCAAACAGCGCGCUCCGCCCUCUUCCAAGGCGGCUGUGCUUGACCGAUGCGCCUCCCUGGACGGCGAUGCCGACCGCCUGGUCUACUAUUUCCUCGAUGAGAGCAACGUCUUCCGACUCCUGGAUGGCGACCGCAUCGCCACUCUUGCGGCUUCUUUCAUCGGUGAUCUGGCUCGGAGCGCGGGCAUUGCCCAGAAACUCAAGAUUGGUGUCGUCCAGACGGCCUACGCCAACGGUGCCAGCACGGACUACAUCGAGAAGGUGCUGAAGCUCCCCAUCAUCUGCACCAACACCGGCGUAAAGCAUCUCCACCACGCAGCCUUGCGGUUCGACGUCGGCGUCUACUUUGAGGCCAACGGCCACGGCACGGUCACUUUCUCGGAAACCGCCCUCAAGGUUAUCAAGAGCACGGAGCCCCAGUCGCCGGCGCAGCAGCGCUCCCUGGAAUGCCUCCAGGCUCUGACUGACCUCAUCAACCAGGCCGUCGGCGAUGCCCUCUCUGAUAUGCUUGUUGUCGAGGCCAUUCUGGCCCACAAAGGCUGGACCCCCAGGGAGUGGCUGGGCACUUACACUGAUCUUCCCUCCCGUCUGGUCCGUGUCGAGGUCAACGACCGCUCCAUCUUCAAGGCUUACGAUGCGGAGCGCAAGCUGGAGUCCCCGGCUGGCCUUCAAGAGAAGAUCGAGUCCCUGCAGUCCCGGUAUAAUAAGGGCCGCAGUUUUGCUCGUGCCAGUGGUACCGAGGAUGCAGUGCGUGUCUACGCUGAGGCUGCGAACCGAUCUGAGGCGGAUGAUCUCGCCACUCGGGUCGCCAAUGCUGUUCGCGAGGCAGGCACUGCCUAA
This is a messenger RNA of Penicillium alfredii, 1623 nucleotides long. RefSeq names its product phosphoacetylglucosamine mutase PCM1 (gene agm1). NCBI's taxonomy places the organism in Eukaryota, Fungi, Ascomycota, Eurotiomycetes, Eurotiales, Aspergillaceae. Gene Ontology annotation, biological process: carbohydrate metabolic process; UDP-N-acetylglucosamine biosynthetic process. The coding region runs from base 1 to 1623 and encodes 540 amino acids. The transcript is spliced from 6 exons. Gene Ontology annotation, molecular function: magnesium ion binding; phosphoacetylglucosamine mutase activity. The record is from RefSeq and is a predicted model, not a curated record.